This is a messenger RNA of Hypanus sabinus (Atlantic stingray), 5656 nucleotides long. RefSeq names its product transducin-like enhancer protein 4. Gene Ontology annotation, biological process: negative regulation of canonical Wnt signaling pathway; regulation of DNA-templated transcription. Gene Ontology annotation, molecular function: protein binding; transcription corepressor activity. NCBI's taxonomy places the organism in Eukaryota, Metazoa, Chordata, Chondrichthyes, Myliobatiformes, Dasyatidae. The transcript is spliced from 20 exons. Bases 615 to 2891 code for a protein of 758 amino acids. The record is from RefSeq and is a predicted model, not a curated record. Gene Ontology annotation, cellular component: transcription regulator complex; nucleus.
AGCAGAGAGGCGAGGUUUGCAACAGUGAGCCUGUGUUUCAUUGAGUAAAACGAGCCAGUUCUUGGAAUAUCAUCCUUGAUCAGAUCACUUCUUCUGAAACAUGGACUUUAUUUAGUGGGGUCUUUUUGUUCAUUCCUUUCAAGAUACUUUCAUUGCGUAAAGACAUCGCUUAAACCCCGACGGCAGCGUCGACUUUAGAACAUUUUGAGUUAGGAUCGACAGAGGUGGACUGUGUACAUGUGUGUUGUUCGAUGGACAUCACAACAUCGUGUUCCUUUGUACAGUCCUGGAUUUGCCCCAGCCUCGAUCCGCGUCCGGAGUUGAUCUGGAUUUCUUGCUGAUCUCCCUUCUGCACUGUGUAUUUCGGCGAUGUGAUCUUGAGUUGCAUCUUGCCAGGGGAUGGUUCAGUGGUGAGAAACCGAAAGACUUUUGUUUCCCUUCUGGUGAUGUUUCGAAUCUGAAUUAAACCCCCCCCCCCUCCCCGACGUCUAUUUCGUCCCCCUACUCCACAGAAGUCCGUUUUGGGAACAUUUUCUCUGUGUGCGCUCGUGUGUGAUUUUUGUUUUAAUUGAAAAAAAAGACAGUGGGGGAGUGUUGAGGAACAGCAUCCAAGGAUGUAUCCACAAGGCAGGCAUCCCGCACCCCAUCAGCCAGGACAGCCAUUUAAGUUUACGGUGGUGGAGACGUGCGAUCGCAUUAAGGAGGAAUUUCAGUUUUUGCAGGCGCAAUAUCACAGUCUCAAGCUGGAAUGUGAGAAGCUGGCCAGUGAAAAGACAGAAAUGCAACGGCAUUACGUCAUGGUAUGUACUCAAUACUAUGAAAUGUCCUAUGGAUUGAACAUUGAAAUGCAUAAACAGGCAGAAAUUGUGAAGAGACUGAGCACAAUUUGUGCACAAAUUAUACCAUUCCUCUCCCAGGAGCACCAGCAACAGGUGGUCCAGGCAAUUGAGCGAGCUAAGCAGGUCACCAUGGCGGAGCUGAAUGCCAUCAUUGGGCAGCAGCAGCUCCAGCACCUGUCCCAUCAUGCACCUCCAAUUCCACUCACUCCACAUCCGUCAGGACUCCAGCCUACGGGAAUUCCUUCCAUUAGCGGUGGCUCGGGCCUCUUGGCUCUCUCCAGUGCCCUCGGCGUCCAUGCCCACUUAGCGAUGAAAGACGAUAAGAAUCACCUGGACAUGGAACAUCACAGAGACCGAGAUCGUGAUGCCAGUAGAAGUAAAUCUGUGUCUCCGUCCGACAGUCUACGCGCUGAAGACAAGCACAGAGGCUCCCUCGACUACACCACCGAAGGCAAGAAGAGGAAGUGUGAUGAUAAAGACUCGGUGGGACAUUAUGACAGUGAUGGUGAUAAGAGCGACGAUAACUUGGUUGUGGAUGUUUCAAACGAGGAUCCAUCAUCUCCACAAGGCAGUCCGUCCCAUUCUCCCCGAGGGAACGGGCUGGACAAGUUUCAUCUCCUGAGGAAGGAUGCUCCAAGCAGCCCUGCAUCUCUAGCCUCCUCGCGCAGCACGCCGCCCACCAAAUCCAAAGAGCCGGGCUUGAAUGAGAAGGCCACUACCCCAGUCUCCAAGUCUAUCACCCCAACACCCCGGAGCGACUCCUUAACCCCUGGUCCAAGCUCUGCCUCUCGAUUGCGACAGAUUUCCAGUAAACCGAGUGUGGAUGCGUUGGGUCUAAGGAGCCCAUUGACAGUCCCUGGCCCCUACCCAACGCCAUUUGGAAUGAUGACGCAUGCAGGAAUGAAUGGGGAGUUGCCCAGCCCUGGGGCCUACGCAAGCCUCCACAUCUCACCUCAAAUGAGCUCUGCAGCCGUGUAUGGUCGAUCGCCUAUGGUUGCGUUUGACUCACAUCCUCAUAUGCGUCCUUCAGGCCUUCCUCCGAGCCUGCCCACAAUUCCUGGGGGAAAACCGGCCUAUUCAUUCCAUGUAAGUGCUGACAGUCAGAUGCAGCCUGUCCCAUUCCCUCCCGAUGCUUUGGUGGGACCAGGGAUUCCUCGGCAUGCCCGGCAGAUCAAUAGCCUGAAUCACGGUGAGGUAGUGUGCGCCGUUACCGUCAGCAACCCCAUGAGGCACGUGUACACCGGAGGCAAAGGGUGCGUCAAGGUGUGGGACAUCAGCCAGCCGGGUACUAAAAGCCCCAUCUCUCAGCUGGACUGCUUGAACCGGGACAACUACAUCCGUUCCUGCAAACUCCUUCCUGAUGGGCGCACGCUGAUCGUGGGCGGCGAGGCCAGCACACUCUCCAUCUGGGACCUGGCAGCGCCGACCCCACGAAUCAAAGCCGAACUGACCUCGUCAGCUCCCGCCUGCUACGCGCUCGCCAUCAGUCCUGACGCUAAAGUCUGUUUCUCGUGCUGCAGUGAUGGCAACAUUGCCGUAUGGGACCUGCACAAUCAGACCUUGGUUAGGCAGUUCCAGGGCCACACGGACGGAGCCAGUUGCAUCGACAUUUCAAACGAUGGGACCAAGUUGUGGACUGGGGGUCUUGAUAAUACUGUCAGGUGCUGGGACCUGAGGGAAGGACGACAACUCCAGCAGCACGACUUCACUUCACAGAUUUUCUCCCUGGGGUACUGCCCAACUGGUGAGUGGCUUGCAGUUGGCAUGGAGAGCAGCAACGUAGAAGUGUUACACGUCAACAAGCCAGACAAAUACCAGCUUCAUCUUCAUGAGAGCUGCGUGCUGUCACUGAAGUUUGCCUGUUGUGGUAAAUGGUUUGUGAGCACUGGGAAGGACAACCUUCUGAAUGCAUGGAGAACUCCCUACGGAGCCAGUAUAUUCCAGUCAAAGGAAUCAUCAUCGGUGCUGAGCUGCGACAUUUCAGUGGAUGAUAAAUAUAUUGUUACUGGCUCAGGAGACAAGAAGGCUACUGUCUAUGAAGUGAUCUACUGAGCAGCCACCUUUACGAAGCAAGAAAUCUAAAAGGGACACCAAGCUGUUACUGGACGUGGAUUUAACGAGGGACAAGGUCAACGACAGCUACUGCCAAAGCAGACUGCAUAUGUACUGUUAAAAGCUGCAAUAUACUAUAGAGUGGAACCUUCAGAUAGAAUUAGACAUAAGAAAGGCUCGCGUACCUGGGGCAUUUGUCUUGUUUAUGCAACAUAGUAAACCUGUAAUUGUGGAAAGUGUAUAUAUUUCUUAAAAAAAAAUUUGCAAUCAAUGCUGUAGCCACUAACAAUCAUUCAUUCAUGAAGACCUUCUUUAUUGUCUUUGCCUUUGGAACGCAGGGCUCCUGUUGUAUUUAAUUGCUCAACUACAUUCAACAAUGUCUAGGGGACAAAUGCACUGUGUAGAACUAAUUUGUGCUUUAAACAGCAGUUACAACAUGAAGUUUAGAAUGCUAUCAUCUUUAAUCCUAGUCCUCAUUUCUUUUCUGACAAGACUUGUGCCACUUUUCCUAUGUAGGGCACGACUCUGCAGAACAUCACCACAGAGGAUAAAGGUUUCCGUUUGACUUUUAACUUGGCCUGUGAUCAUUUUUCCAACCCACUGGUGGAGCAGGGGAAGCAGAGUCAGUCAAUUCAAAGGGAAUUCGAAAGGCCUCGAGGGAAAUUGAUGUGUAGGGUUAUGGGGGAAAGAGCAGGUGAAUGGGGCGGACAAGAUUACUUCAAAGGUUAAUGAACAGAGAACCCUCCUUCAGUGUUAAGAUAAUUAUAUACUUUCAACAAACAACGGGCAACCAUUAAUGUUAGAACAGAUUAUUAAAACAGAGAUGAGGAGGAACUUCUUUAGUCAGAGGGUGGUAAAUCUGUGGAAUUAAUUGCCACAGAUGGCUGUGGAGGCCAAGACAUUGGGUAUAUUUAAAGCAGAGAUUGACAGGUUCUUAAUUAGUAAGCGUGUCAAAGACCAUGGGGAGAAGGCAGGAAGGCAGGGUUAAUAAGUCAGCCUUGGUGGAAUGGUGAAGCAGGCUCGAUAGGCCUAAUUCUGGUUCUGUCUUAUGAGCUCAUAUGGCAGUCACCUGCUCCCUCCUCAGCCUUUCAUACCAAUAUAACCAAGUGCAAUGUUGGCAAUUUCAAAAUAUCGUAUGCCUCCAGAGAACCCCUUCUCUAUAUCCUCCCCAAACUACUUUUGAAAUUUAUUUCUCUUUAUAGAAAUUUUGAACUUGAUGAUUGCAAGUUGGAUUAUGACGUUGGGUCUCACUUCUCAUAAAGGAGGAAGGACACCACGUCACACAAGAGGCCCUAUAAAACGUAUGGAAUGAAUACACACUUGUGUAGAACUGGCAGAACAGGACCGGUGAAGUAGUGCACUGUGAUUCAAAGAAAUAGAGGCUAGGGGAAAGGUGAAUGGAGGCACUGAACAUGUGAUGUAACUAUAUUAUAUUGCAGCUUCAAAAAAGAAAUUUGCACUCUUAUGUGCAUUUUAAGAACAAGCUUCUCUUUUGUACAGGUCAAUGUAAGUGACUGACUGUAGAACCCUGCUGUAUAGUUAAUAAACAAGCUGAUUAAACAGGUAAAACUCUGCAUCUUUGAGUGUCCCAUAACUGAAUAGGAAAAGCAAAAACUACAGGAGUGAAAAUGUCAAUAUUGAUAUUACUGAUUUAAUUAUUCAUAGCGCUUAUGGAAGCUGAGACAAUCAUUCAGUUCAUGAAUGGCCCAGUUUCUGAACAUUAAUAAACAGGAUCUGUCUCACGAUAAAACACAGGUCAGUUCAGACCACAGGAUAUAUGAGCAGAAUUAGGCCAAUCAGCCUACUGAGUGCCAAUCUCCCCUAACACAGUCAAAAGAGGCUAUCGUCAUGUGCACAUGUACCAAAGGAUAAUUAUCCAUCAGGAUUUGAACAGCUUGGGAAGAUGGAUUCACAAAAGGUAGCUAUUACUUUUCGAGAAAUAAGAGUUGUAGCUUGAGAUGGCUUGGUAGCUUGAAGGGGUAGACUUUAUCGCAGUCGUUUCAAGUUUUCUUGUGGGAAAUUGAUGUGGAAGAUCUGGGGGAUUGUAGUGGAGUGGGCUGGCAGAAACAUAAGUGUUUGAGGAUUAAAGGAAGGAAAGUAAUAAUCUCUUGUGACCUGGCAUGGUGAACAAGGAUAUUGAAGUUAAGGGGAUUGUGGAAGUAGAAUAGAGCAUACAGAACCAGGCCUGUCGUGCAUUUAUAAACACAUUUCUGACUCUAACCUGAAGAUGUGAACAUCCAUUUCUCCUUCCAGGGACUUUUUUUCUCCCUCGUCCUUCCCUCUUCUUCUAUUCUCCUCUCCGGCCUCCUACCACUCCCCUCACCUGCCUAUCACUCCACGUUUGUGCCCUUCCUCCUUCCUUUUUACCUUUGGUCCAUGCUCCUCGCCUAUCAGAUUUCUUUUCCAGCUAACACCUACCAGCUUCUUAAUUCAGCCUCCCCCUCUCCUCUACCCACCUAGCUCCACCGACCACCUUGUUCUCCUUCCCCUCUCCCCAACCUUUGUAUUCUGGUAUCUGCUCUUUUCCUUUCCAGUCCUGAAGAAAGGUUUCAGCCCGAAAUGUCAGCUAUUUAUUCAUUUCCAUACCUGCUGCCCGACCUGUGGAGUUCCUUGUGCAUUUUUUGUCUAUACAGGUUUCCUCCCACUAUCCGAAGGUAGAGCAUUCCUAUGAAACCGUUUGUAAGCCAAAAUGGUGUAAAGUGAAGAAGCAAUUACCAUUAAUUUAUAUGGGAAAAAUUUUUGAGCGUUCCUGGACCCAAAAAAUA